GUCUAGUUAUUCGCACAAGUGCGAUUGAGAUAUUAUAUGAUAACGGAUUAUUAGCAUUAUUUUCUGAACUAAUAUUUCCCGACUUCAUUUGGACGUCGUGAUUUUUCAGAGAUUUUACGCACGACAUGUCACCUUGCGUUAUUGAAAAAGACAGCUCCAGGGCCCUGUAUACAGUUAUGUGGUUGUGCAUAUUGGCAGCUUGGUGUGUGUCUCUCUCCACUGCCACUUCUGACAUUUUCACAUGUUCGGUACCCGAGGAUCCGGUCUUGGUGCGGUUGGGACAUGUUGCCACCAUGCCAUGCUGGCUCACCCCUUCCACGAACGCAGAGGGUCUGGAGGUGCGUUGGUACCGGCCCAAAGAUUUCGACAACCCGGUCUUGCUCUACAGCGAGAGAAAGAUCCAGGAAGCCUCACAGCAGUCCCAAUACGUGGGCCGCACCUCCCUAGGGCUCCGGGAGGUUACGUCAGAAGGGCUGAAGGGAGGGGAUGUGACCUUGAAGCUGGUUAAUGUCACUCUGAGAGACCAAGGGGAGUAUGUGUGCUACGUCAGCAGUAACCAGGGCUAUGAGACUGCCAGUGUCUUUCUCAACGUAACUGGUGAGUUCAUUCAAGCAAAACAUAUCCAGGAAUGA
Molecule: messenger RNA, 632 nt
Organism: Salvelinus namaycush (lake trout)
Lineage: Eukaryota; Metazoa; Chordata; Actinopteri; Salmoniformes; Salmonidae
Product: myelin-oligodendrocyte glycoprotein-like
Exons: 3
Coding region: 126-632 (168 amino acids)
Source: RefSeq, a predicted model, not a curated record